AUGCCUUUGGCCCUCUGUCUACUUCGGAACAGAAUAUAUCUUUCCUCCUUGUCGGACCAGACAUCGAUCCCGCACGUUUUCUUCACCUCGCGCACGAAGCCGACCCUCGUUCUACACCAGCCGAAGGCCGCGCCCCACAUCCUGCUUGGCUUGAUCCCUACCGUAGAUGAACACCUCGAUCUCGGUGAAUACUCUAAACCCGGCGAACGCCUUGUUCUACUUGACCAUGAGAUAGACUCAACGGUGAGCAUUCUCCAAUACAUAGAUGAGCACAUGGUGGGGUCGUCGCUGUUUGCGUAG
Molecule: messenger RNA, 300 nt
Organism: Bipolaris sorokiniana ND90Pr
Lineage: Eukaryota; Fungi; Ascomycota; Dothideomycetes; Pleosporales; Pleosporaceae
Exons: 3
Coding region: 1-300 (99 amino acids)
Source: RefSeq, a predicted model, not a curated record